Molecule: messenger RNA, 2016 nt
Organism: Penicillium verhagenii
Lineage: Eukaryota; Fungi; Ascomycota; Eurotiomycetes; Eurotiales; Aspergillaceae
Product: protein phosphatase 2A regulatory subunit RTS1
Exons: 7
Coding region: 1-2016 (671 amino acids)
Biological process (GO): signal transduction
Cellular component (GO): protein phosphatase type 2A complex
Molecular function (GO): protein phosphatase regulator activity
Source: RefSeq, a predicted model, not a curated record
AUGAAGGGAUUCAGACAGAGAGUGCAUGAGCAGUUGUCGCGGGCAAAGGAUGCCAACAAAUCAUCGAAGAAGAAGGACUCCAACUCCGCACCACAACAACAGGCGUCCCUCGGCAUCCAUCCUCCACAGCAGUCGGCAUCCCCGAACCAAGGUACACCGACAUCAUCCACAACAUCUCUGAAUGAUGCACGAGGAAAGUCACCAGAUGAUGCCUCCCCGGCAGUAACUCCCUCAGGGGCCGCGGCCGGCGCACCGGCUCAGCAUUUCAUAGCCCAAGGGGCUGGGAUUGCCGGUCAGCCGGUGACCAAUGGUCCAGGUACCCCAACGAGACAGGGCCAGCCAGUAGCACCAAGCGUGAUAAUCAGCCCCAGUGCUCCGCACCCCCCUCCCCCAGGUGCCGCCGAGACCAUGCCCGGAGAUCUAGCCCCUCCCCGGAAAUCCCAUGUCUUCGACCGCCUCCAAACUACCCCCAAGGACAUGUCGGAAGGAAUCCGGACCCCCAAACGGCAACAUUCUUCGCGGUUUGACAUCUCCGAUCAGCGCCAGAGAGAGUUAGAGAAAUUGCCGGGCUUCCACGAAGUCGCCCCGAACCGGCGCCAGGAUCUUUUCAUGCAGAAAAUCGACCAGUGUAACAUUAUCUUUGAUUUCAAUGAUCCUACCGCGGACAUGAAGUCUAAGGAGAUCAAGAGGCUGGCACUCCAUGAGCUCUUAGAUUAUGUCGCCAACAAUCGGUCCGUCAUAACAGAGCCCAUGUAUCCUCGUGUUGUGGAGAUGUUCGCCAAGAACCUGUUUCGCCCGAUUCCUCCUCCAAUGACUCCCCAAGGAGAGGCAUUUGAUCCGGAGGAGGACGAGCCUGUUUUGGAAGUGGCCUGGCCACAUAUUCAGGUUGUUUACGAGUUUUUCUUGCGAUUUAUCGAGAGCCAGGAUUUCAACACAAACAUUGCGAAGGCACAUAUCGACCAUCAAUUCGUGCUUCAGCUGCUAGAUUUGUUUGACUCGGAGGAUCCUCGGGAACGUGAUUUCCUGAAGACAACCCUACACCGGAUCUAUGGCAAAUUCUUGAACCUGCGGUCAUAUAUCCGACGAUCAAUCAACAAUGUUUUCUUCCAGUUCAUGUACGAAACAGAGAGACACAACGGCAUUGCUGAAUUGCUCGAGAUUCUGGGCUCCAUCAUCAAUGGCUUUGCGCUCCCACUGAAGGAAGAGCACAAGCUAUUUUUGACCCGAGUUCUUCUUCCUAUGCACAAGGUCAAGAGCCUCAGCAUGUACCACCCACAACUGGCCUACUGUAUUGUACAGUUCUUGGAGAAGGACUCCACGCUCACAGAAGAUGUUGUUCUUGGAUUACUGCGCUAUUGGCCGAAGACUAACAGCACCAAGGAGGUCAUGUACCUCAACGAGGUUGAGGAUAUUUUCGAAGUGAUGGAUCCCGCUGAAUUCGCCAAGGUGCAAGAGCCUCUUUUCCACCAGCUUGCGAAGUCAGUUGCCAGCCCGCAUUUCCAGGUUGCUGAGCGUGCUCUCUACUUCUGGAAUAACGAGUAUUUCUGCAACCUUGUCAGCGACAAUGUGGAAACCAUUCUUCCGAUCAUGUUUGCUCCACUCUAUGAAAACUCCAAGGGUCACUGGAAUCGGACAAUCCAUAGCAUGGUGUACAACGCCAUGAAGAUGUUCAUGGAAAUCAACCCCCAGCUCUUCGAUGAGUGCUCUCAUGAGUACACUGAACACCAGAAUAACGCAGACCAGCGUGAAAGGACUCGACAGGAUCGCUGGGACUUGAUCGAGCAACAAGCUAAGCGUCAAAACGGAGCCCCAGCCCUACCGCCCGCUCCUAGCCUCAAUGUGCCUGAGCCAAUCGAUGAAGUGGAAGCCAUGACAACCGACAGCCAAAAGCGGCUGAAUAAUCUGAAGCUGGAAGAAUCCGAAGCCCCCAAGGAGCGACCUGCUCGAGAGGGAACCCCCACUUCGGGUGUGAUCAUGGAGCGGACCUCUGAGUUGGACCCCGUCUUAGAACCGUGA